AUUGAAGUGAAGAAAAUAGUGAAACCUAAAAAUGGAUUGGAAUGAGAGCUCAAGACCCUUCAUUCCUCUUCCGGAAUCUUCCUUAAGCUUCUUCUACAACUAUAACAACAACCCUUCUUAUUCAGGAAUGGAAGUGAGUCAAGCAUCAUUGGGUGAUCAAACACAACAAAUGUUUCCAGCAAUGGAUGAAAUGAACAUUAAUGGAAAUAAUAACCGAGAGAAGAAGAAGAGAUUAACAAAUAACCAGAUUGAGUUACUAGAAAGGAGUUUCCAAGAGGAAAUAAAGUUAGACCCUGAAAGAAAGAUGAAGCUAUCAAGAGAGUUAGGGCUUCAACCUCGCCAAAUUGCUGUUUGGUUUCAAAAUAGGCGUACUAGGUGGAAGGCUAAGCAACUUGAGCAUUUGUAUGAUGAGCUUAAACAUGAAUUUGACGUCAUCUCUAAGGAAAAGCAGAUUCUUCAAGAAGAGGUUUUAAAGUUGAAAGGAAAGCUAAAAGAGCAAUGUAAUUUUAGGACACAAACACAAACAUUUGGUGGGUAUAAAGAAAUGUCAAAUGAAGAAACAGUUGAAAGUACAUCAGAAGGGAUGAAAUGUUCAAACAGACCACAAGGAAUUACAAGUAGCAAUAUUCAACAAGUUGCUGCAGCAGAAGGAUACAACAGUUCUUUCACUGUUGAAGAUUUUAACUCAGUUUCAAUGCCUCCUCAAUGGCCAGUGUUACCUUACUAUCCUUAAUACUAUGUAUUAAUAGGAUUUUUAAUGUUAGAAAUGAAGUAGUCUAUGAGUAGUGUGAUUUAACUCUGAGCUUAACUUAAUUUUAGUGUACUAGUAGUUAAUAGAUAUUAAUGGUUUGAGGACUGACAUUAGGAUCUAUCCAGAACUAUAGGGAUGGUAGAAGUUAUGAGUCAUAAUGCAGUGAUCUUGGGUAGGGUAAAACUUAACUACUAGUUGUUUUCAAUCCUUUUAAAUUAAAGUCUUAUGUACUGCUUUUUUGUUGGAUGAAAAGGAUAGUUGCACACUGUUUUUUCUUACA
Molecule: messenger RNA, 1031 nt
Organism: Cicer arietinum (chickpea)
Lineage: Eukaryota; Viridiplantae; Streptophyta; Magnoliopsida; Fabales; Fabaceae
Product: putative homeobox-leucine zipper protein ATHB-51
Biological process (GO): positive regulation of DNA-templated transcription
Cellular component (GO): nucleus
Molecular function (GO): sequence-specific DNA binding; DNA-binding transcription factor activity, RNA polymerase II-specific
Source: RefSeq, a predicted model, not a curated record